AUGGCCGGCGGCGAUGGUGCCGCCACCGCGGGGGCGGCGGCGGAGGCGGGGAUGGGCCUCGACAUCUCGCGCGCGGGCGGGUUGCCCAGCUUCGAGUUCGCGUUCAAUUCAGAGAGCUUCUCCGACCGGGUGCUGCGGCUGGAGGUCGUCGCCAGCGACGGCGUCGCCGGAGGAUCCCUCCCCGACUUGGCGUUCCACUGCGACGAGCUCCACAAGGAGGAAGCAGAUAGAAAAAGUAUUGACUCUUCUUGGACCAUUGUGCCCGUGCCAGUUUUACGAGUGAAGACCAUUUACAUCAAUUCGUUGGUUCUCGCUGCAAAUAGUCCAUUCUUUCUUAAGCUUUUCUCAAAUGGCAUGAAAGAGUCUGAUCAGAGGCAUCUAACACUCCGAAUUGCUGAUUCGGGAACGGAGGAAACUGUCAUGAUGGAGAUUUUGAGCUUUAUGUACACUGGAAAGUUGACAACAACUGAGCCCAAUCUUCUGCUCGACAUCUUGAUGGCCGCUGAUAAAUUUGAGGUUCUUGCUUGCAUGAGGCAUUGUAGCCAGUUACUCACAAACUUGCCUAUGACCAGAGAGUCUGCGUUGCUCUACCUAGAUUACCCAUGCUCCACUUCAGUGGCUGCUGAAAUUCGGCAUCUGACAGAUGCAGCCAAGGAAUUCCUCGCCGGCAAAUACAAGGUUUUCGCCAAGUUCUCUGAUGAAUUGAUGGACAUGCCUCUUGCUGGUAUUGAAGCCAUCUUUUCUAGUACUGACCUACAGAUAAGAUCUGAAGAUACCGUAUAUAGCUUUCUGCUUGAGUGGGCAUGCAAGCAAUACCCAGAAACAGAGGAAGGGCAGAAGAUAUGGAGUUCUCGUUUACUUCCGCUGGUGCGCUUCAGUCAUAUGACUUGGAGUAAAACUCCAUAA
Molecule: messenger RNA, 906 nt
Organism: Triticum turgidum subsp. durum (durum wheat)
Lineage: Eukaryota; Viridiplantae; Streptophyta; Magnoliopsida; Poales; Poaceae
Source: the annotation of a GenBank genome assembly